ACUACGCAUCUCCGGGACCGCGUUGGGUCGAUGCCUGGUUGGUGCAGAGAUGAGCGGUGAGAACGUGAAGCUGUUCGUGGGGAACCUUCCUUUAGACGCGACUCAGGACGAACUGACCAAGCUCUUCGCUCCGUAUGGAGAGAUCAACACCUGCUCCUUGCUCCGACAGUACGCCUUCGUUACCCUGAAGGGAGAGGGGGCCGCAGACAGGGCCAUACGGCAUCUGGAUGGCAAAGAGUACCGAGGCCGCCCCCUGGUGGUCGAGGAGUCACGCGCUCGUCCGCCAAACUCCACCAAGGUGUUCGUGGGGAACCUCAGCGCCACGUGUUCGGCCGACGAUCUGCACGGACUCUUCUCAACCUUUGGGAGAGUUUUAGACUGCGACAAAGUCAAAGCCAGAUUAUGCUCCAACGUGGGCUACGCCUUCGUGCACAUGGAGAGGAAGGAGGAGGCUCUGGCGGCUAUAGAGGCUCUAAACGGGACCAUGUUCAAGGGCCGUCAGCUGGCGGUGGAGUUGUCCAAAGCCCAACCGCUCAUCAACCAGCUGGUGACGGGAGGAAACUCCAACGCGUCAGGAGCCAGAGAAGGCCUCCUUCCCCGACCUCCUCCGUCUCUAGAGCAUCACCAGAGUCAAGCGGCCGUUCUCGCUGCAGCUGCUGCCGCCGCCGCCGGUCUCCCCAUCCAGGUUCAACAAAGUGUCCACAACUCGUUCUACAACACCACCUCCUUCGACCCGACCUACGCCGCUCUGAAGGGCAUCACCAGCGCCAAAGGUGCGGACGGGGUCAUAUACGGGGCCCUGGCCAGCCAGGUGUACGGCACCGUGGCCGACCAGGUGUACCACGACAUGGCCAACCACAACUCUGCCGCCAGCGCCGCCGUGGAAGAGGUGGAGCCGCAGACGGUACCAGACCCGACCACGCUUUUCGAGGCGGCGAGGGCCAAGUUCUUCCAGGAGGGACAGAAGGUUCUGGCAGAGCAGCAGGCAGGGAGAAAAGCAGCAGCGUCGGACAACGAACGUGAUCGCAGCCCGAUCAGAGGCAACCGAGCCCCCCUCCUCCCCGACCCCGUCCCAGGAUCCUUCGCCCAGAUACGACCCAAACGCCGCGCCCUCCUCCCGACGCCGCCCGGAGUACCCGAGGACACCGCCGCCGCCGCCGCCGCCGCCACCCCCGAAGGCUCAGAUCCCGUCGCUAGGUCGUACUCGGAGUACUACCAGCAAAUGCACCAAUACCAACAGUAUCAACAGUACCAGCAGCAGUAUCAGUACCUCCAGUACGCCUACACCAACCCGCCGCCUCCUCCGCCACCUCCUCCUCCUCCGCCGGCCAGCACUCAGGCCUCCUCCUCCUCCACCGCGGCCCCCGCGCCCCCGGGGACGUACUCCGCCCCCCCGACAUAUGCCGCCCCGGGAGCAUAUGCACCGCCCCCGGGAACGUACGACGCCUCCUCGGGAGGCUACGACGCCUCGUCCUCCGGGGGAUACGACGCCUCGUCGUCGGGGAGCUACGACGCCUCCUCGGGGGGAGGCUACGACGCCUCGUCGGGAGGCUACGGGGCGUCGGCGGCAUAUGAUUCGUCGGGAGCUUACGCGGCAGCGGGAAGCUACUCCACAUCCACACCGUAUGAGCAGACACCCGCACACGGGCAACCCAUGCCCCAGCGCCAUGAUUACCCUUACCACACGCCAGAACCCCCUUAUCGAUAGGCCCCACCCCCCCCACACGCUCCUCAAACACUGCAGAUGUGUGUGUGUGUGUGUGUGUGUGUGUGUGUGUGUGUGUGUGUGUACGAGUGCAUGUGUAUUUACAUAAGGGACAGUUUGAAGAGGAAACCGGGAGCAAGGAGGUCGUGAAUCGAAUGUGCUUUAAACUCUUCUCUCGUUGGUUCGGUGGCUCGGCCGCUGAGGGUUUUUAUAAAAAAAAAGGAGACGAGGGAUGUUGUUGUCGAACAUUCAUAGUUUCUGUUAGAUGUUGUAGAGGCAGGUAAUAUGCGUUACAGGACAGUACACCUCAUUCUUUUCUUUUUUUUUAUUAUUAUUGUUGUUUUUUGCUGCUGCGACGUCUGAAAACGUGCAGCCCCGAUGUUUCUGGUGCAGGUUUGCAGGUUUAGUUUUAUGGUUCUCGGUCGUAGACGAGCAGACGGUUUCCUGUCCUACGUGAAGCAGCUCGGCAGCGAUUAGACGUUAAAUCAGCUGUGGGUUAGUGAGAGUUCAGACUGAGUGUUUGGUUUAAUCGGAGCGUCUGAACCUGGAUCCACAGACGUUUAGGCCUGGAUGUGUGAAUCAGAAGAGGAGGAGGAGUGACUCAGAUUAUGUCUUUCUCGUCCCGUUAAUCAGGAUCUCACCUGUUACGCCCCAACGUUCACAACAGCUACAGCCAAUCAUCAGAUAAUCCUACUUUUUAUUUGUUAGCUCAGCUCAGGAUGGUGAGAAAAUAAAAAGUCCCGUCAGUAGUUUCCUCUAGUUUUAGUCGAAGGUCACGUUUCUGCCUCUAAAACCUUCUUUCUUUUCCUGCCGGGUUUUAUUUCUCUCUUUAGUUCAGUGUUUAGUGGCUGAAUGGAUCCACGUCCUCCCUCUAAAUUCCUGUUGAGCCCAGUUCUUCGAUAGCUGACGUGUUGUGUUUCUAGUUUUUUUUUUUUUUUUUGUACAUAUGUGACGGGAGGAGCCAGGAGCGAGUGGCCAAUGAUGUUAAUAGACGUUGAGCUUUACAGAAGCUGGAUUUUCCAGCUGGGUUUUGAUGUUUUCUAUCAUUUUCGCCGUCGCCAAACACCCGACGAAAACUGAGCUGGUUCGAUUCUGGUGUAAAUACUUGAAACCUUAUUUGAAAGUGGAAAAAGUGACAGCAGCUGAUUUUUGGUCGAACUGAACUGAGUGUUCAGACGAGUUUGAGUUUCUGUGUGAGGAGGAUUAAAUAUACGAGUCUGGGGGUGUUUCGGGUGGAGGUGAGAUGCUCCGGGUGGAGGUGAGAUGCUCCGGGUGGAGGUGAGAUGCUCCGGGUGGAGAUGAGAUGCUCCGGGUGGAGAUGAGGUGCUGUUGGAGUAAUAUUUUUUUUAUUUUGAAUUUUCCCGUGCAGCGACGUAAACGGCCCGCGGCCUUUUCCUCGUCUUUCUCCUGAACACACAUCAUUUAGACACAAACUCCACACGUUAAAUCUAGCUUCUUCUUCUUCUUCUUCUUUUUUUUUUUUUAUUAUAAUUAUUAUUAAUUUUUUUUCUUCUCCCUUUACCGGGUUCAUUGCAUUUUGCUCAUGUAAAGGUGCAGAUGACACUAACGCACACGUCCUCCUUCACUUUUCCACCACACGUUUUAUUCCUGUGAAGCCGGUUAGAAGGUUCCACGCUGACACACAGUGACACACUCAGCCUCCCCACAUGUUCCACAUUGUUCCACCUGCUCCAUGUGAACUGUUAGUUGCAUGCCUUGUUGUUGCUGCUGCUCCAGCCACCUUCUUCCUCUUGCUGAUUAUUGCAGCUAGAGUGGGAGGGAGCCAAUCUGAGCCCUUUGCCCUGGACGUACGCCACACAGCUGCAGCUGUAGCGUGGGAUGGGGAAAACAGCAGCGUUAGGCCUGAAACUGCUGUGGACGAUGGGGUGUCCCCCCACUAAGGUAAACACUCAGACCACACACUCCUGCCCCUCCCCUGAAAUAAAAUAAAACACACUCACAAGCACACACAGCACAGAUAUAUGUCCAUACUUUUUUUAUUUCAUACCUGCUUUCAGGGAUUUUCAAUCGUCAGGAUUUCAUAUUUUUUGGAAAUUUGUCUCCCAUGAUUACCUUUUUAUAUAUAUAUAUAUAUAUUUUUUUUUUAUUAUUAUUUUCCCGUUUAUAUCCCCCCCCCCACAUCGUCCCACAAGCAUACUCUGCUCAUACAUUCCUGCUCCCGGCGUGACCUCCAUCGUCUCCACGGUCUGAGGACGUCUGCGCCAGCGUUAGCGUAGAUCUGAGCGUCUCUUCUCCGGCAGGUUUGUUCUUAUACAUCCUGCCCUGAAGAGAACCAGGCGGUCGCAGCCACAUCCGGACUGGGACACUUAGGUAGGACGGGUUUUUCUAAACGCGCCCCACUUCUUCUUCUUCUCCUUCUCCUUCUUCGGCCAUCGGGGGGUUAAGUGCCUUGUCUAAGAGCACACUGGUAGGCCCUGAAUAACCUGGCUCAGGAUCGGUUGCUGGUUCAACGCUCGACUCCCGUUCUCCCCCCGCCCCCCCUUUAAAAAAAACAACAACAAAAACAAACAAAAAAACAUAAAAAUAAAUAAUUUUGAUGCCACAUUCAACUUGUAUGGACGACGGUGGACACGAACUACUACCAUGUUGUUUUAAAUUCCAUUUUGUCCCAUGUUCAAUUAUCAAUAAAUAAAUUUCAACUCAA
Molecule: messenger RNA, 4370 nt
Organism: Mugil cephalus (flathead mullet)
Lineage: Eukaryota; Metazoa; Chordata; Actinopteri; Mugiliformes; Mugilidae
Gene: rbm14a
Product: RNA binding motif protein 14a
Exons: 8
Coding region: 50-1708 (552 amino acids)
Cellular component (GO): cytosol
Molecular function (GO): mRNA binding
Source: RefSeq, a predicted model, not a curated record